AUGUCGGAUUCUGAUAGUAUACAAGCUUUAGAGAGAAAUCUAGAGCUACUCUUGGAUGAUUAUCGAGAUCUUCAAAGUCAUGAGAUCAGAACGUACGAUGAACCGCCUUCUUCCCUCGAAGCAUUGAGGAUGAUCAGUCGAUCGCAUCCAGCUGUAAUUAGAGGCUUUUCACCUUUGACUCCCGCUGCGCAAUGUCAUGAUUGGAGCAGGUCUGCUGUCUACGAGACAUUAUCGGAGAACAGGAAGAUCACAGUAGCGGUGACUGAUGAUGGAUUAGCUGAUUCAGUAAGAGAGCUUGACGAUGGUACAUCGACUUUCGUAAAGCCGUUUGGGGAGAAAACGACCAUAUCAGAAUUGAUAUCUCGCCUUAGAUCAAGAGACGAUGAAGGGGAAGCCUACUAUCUUCAAUCUCAAGAUGGGAAUGUUUAUCGUUCAACACCUCAUUCAUCUGGGUUUCCUGAGCUUGAAGUAUUUCAGAAAUACAUACACAGAGAUGUGUCAUGGAUGAAAGAGGCUACGAGCACGGAAGCUGAAGCUGUGAAUCUGUGGAUUGGAGAUAAGAAAAGUACAACUUCACUACAUCAUGAUCCAUACGAGAAUAUCUAUCAUGUUUUAGCUGGAUCAAAAACCUUUACUCUUCUUUCACCUAUAGAAGGCCUAUGGCUUGACCAACACUUCCACCCUUCUUCCACACUGCAUCGAUCGACUUCUGGCUCACUGGUACCUGUUCUUGAUCCUGCGCCAACAUAUCCUGUACCAUGGGUCUCAUCCACUCACUUGCCUCCUCGCGUUCAACCGAUAAGAGUGACGCUGCAAGAAGGAGAGACUCUGUUCUUGCCUGCGAAUUGGUGGCAUCGCGUAGAGCAAGAAGAAAGGGAAGCAGGAAUUGUAGUAGCGGUGAAUUACUGGUACCCUUCUGAAAUACAUCCACAGAAUUACGCUUAUGAGAGAUUAGCGAGACGUAUGGCUAGGCAAGCCGGUAGACAAGGUGUCAUACCUGUUCCCGGGGAUGAAGAAGUCUCGGAUGAUGUUUGGUGUUCUGAUGAUUCUGGAGAAGAGUGGAAUCCAUCUGAUUGGGGUAGAUGA
Molecule: messenger RNA, 1086 nt
Organism: Kwoniella shivajii
Lineage: Eukaryota; Fungi; Basidiomycota; Tremellomycetes; Tremellales; Cryptococcaceae
Exons: 9
Coding region: 1-1086 (361 amino acids)
Molecular function (GO): 2-oxoglutarate-dependent dioxygenase activity
Source: RefSeq, a predicted model, not a curated record